CGGAAAUCGCGCGGGACGUACGGUUCAAUUCAAUUUAAAGUUUUAAAUAUGUAAAAUAUUUUUUUAUUAAAAUAGAAAUAAAGUGCUGUUUUUCGUUACAAGCUACUGCAGUAUUUUCAGUGUGACGCAUUACUUUAAACCGCCAUGGCAGUUCUUUAGUACUUGGACCCAAAUAAUAGAUAGCAUUCGUAACAGUAUCUUCUUCUAUCUUAUAUCUUUGGUCUGUGGAAAGGUCUUCAACCGCAGAUAACUGAUUGGCGGUUCCGAUUAUCUUGCUUUUGAGGGAUGUUUGUUAACAUAUUUUGUUGUGACGUUUGGAGGACUCGGAGGGCUAUUGAAUUUGAAAACAUCGGGCCGGUUCGCGUCUAAUAUGGAGUACGAGAUCGUGCCCACUUAGUUCCCGGAGCCGCGAUCUAAAUUCUGUUAUUAUAUAAAAACGAUGUUCCAUCACAUUGGCCAUAACAUAUUCGACGGUGUCAAACUAGAACCUUUAAACUACUACCUUAACACGGACGACAAUUACAGGCCUUACCAGCAAUACCAAACCGGAACCGAACCCCCGUACGAUGAAACUGCCGAACCCGAACCUCCGCCGGAGUCCGUGACGCGAACCCCUAAAACCGCCGAAGAGAAAAAAUCAAAAAUGCAAGUGUGCAAGGUAUGCCACAGAACGCUGUCCUCGCCAUCUAGUUAUUACGUGCACAUGAAGCAGCAUUCGGAAACGAAGCCCUACUGCUGCACAAUGUGCGACGCCGCCUUUUGCAGGAAGCCGUAUCUCGAAGUGCACAUGCGAGUCCACACGGGCGAGCGCCCUUACGAGUGCGACGUGUGCAAAAAACGUUUCACGCAGAAGUCGAGUCUCAACACGCACAAGAGGGGCCAUUCGGGGCUGAGGCCGUACGCGUGUCAGAUAUGUCUCAAAAGGUUCACGGUCAAGAGUUACUUGACGGCGCACCAGUGGACCCACGUGUCCGAAUCGGGCAUCGCUUGCAACGAGUGCGAAAUGUCGUUUACGAACAAGAAUCAGUACUUGCAGCACAUGCGCGUGCACAGCAAGGGCGGGUUCGAGUGCGCAGAGUGCAAGAGGGCUUUCGCGAAGCAGUCGUAUCUCAUCAGGCACGUGAACAAAGUUCACAAGGGCGCCCCCGAAGACGACUGACUUUCGGGCAUUGUACACUUUCGUGGUUCUGUAGAAGCCUCUCCCCAUCCAGAGUAGAUGAUAAUAAUUAUUGUGCUUGCUGCAAGGGACUAGGUCGCAAUUUUUUUUUUUUCUCACGUUAAAUCGCGGACUGACAGUUUACAUUCGCCUCUUUUUCUUUCUUCGUUGUAUCGUCGCCGUAGUAAACGUACGUGUAAAAAUAAAUCAUUAAAUUAU
Molecule: messenger RNA, 1375 nt
Organism: Cylas formicarius (sweet potato weevil)
Lineage: Eukaryota; Metazoa; Arthropoda; Insecta; Coleoptera; Brentidae
Product: gastrula zinc finger protein XlCGF71.1-like
Exons: 4
Coding region: 440-1159 (239 amino acids)
Biological process (GO): regulation of transcription by RNA polymerase II
Molecular function (GO): RNA polymerase II cis-regulatory region sequence-specific DNA binding; DNA-binding transcription factor activity
Source: RefSeq, a predicted model, not a curated record